CCGGAGCGGGCUUGCACCCUCCGCCGCGGGGCUCCAUGGAGAAGGCGGCGGCGAGCGAGGGCGGCGGCAGCAACAGCAGCAGCCGCAGCAGCAGCCGCCCCACGUCGGCGGGCUCCUCUCCCUCGUCCUCCUCCGCCGGCCGCGGGCUGCCGGGCCGGGCGGCGGCGGCGGCGGGGAGGCUGGAUGGAGGCGGCGGCAGCCCCGGCUCGGCUGCGGCCAGCCCGGGGGGCGCGCAGGCGCCGGGCGGCGUCGGGAGGCGUCGGGAGCCGGUGCUGGAAGGGACGCUGAGCAAAUACACCAACCUCCUGCAGGGCUGGCAGAGCAGGUACUUUGUGCUGGAUUUUGAGACGGGAAUUCUGCAGUAUUUUGUGAAUGAACAAAGUAAAACCCAGAAGCCUCGAGGAACCUUGUCUUUAGCUGGAGCUAUAAUAUCACCCAGUGAUGAAGUACCGCACAUGUUGGUGGUCUACUCAGCUAAUGGAGAGAUAUUUAAGCUGAGAGCUGCUGAUGCAAAGGAGAAACAAUAUUGGAUCAAUCAGCUUCGAUCCUGUGCCAAACAUCACAAGGAAGGUAAUUCGAAGAGCAUUUCAUCUUCCCGAAGUAGAAGCUCAUCUCUGCUGCCACCUGGGACAGUUAAUUCUCCUAGUGGCCAGAAACAUAUGAAUCAAAGUGGGCCAACUGUUGUUACCAUCACACAUCACAAGUCACCUGCAGCUGCUCGAAGAGCUAAGAGCCAGCGUUCUGGCCAACUCCAUGAAGUUAGAGAGAUGAUGAGCCAAGUUGAGGGACAACAGAAGAAUCUUGUACAAGCCAUUGAAGCUCUCCCAAGUUCUGGCCCCCUUUCUGCCUUGGAUCAGGACUUGCUGCUUUUAAAAGCUACCUCUGCUGCCACCCUGAGCUGCCUUGGAGAAUGCCUGACUCUGUUACAGCAAAGCAUGCAUCAAGUGGGCCAGCACCAUAACAGGACACUGUCCUCAGAUGGUAUCCUGGGAUGGCCUGGUCCCAAGUCACAUUCCUCAGAGCAACUGAAAAAUGGUGCCCUCAGCUCCUUAUCAUCUGCUAGUGCCAACAUCACAUGGGCCAUAGUUCCAUCUGCAGCCCAAGAUGGGCAGACACUACAGCCAGGUACUGAGCGUUCAACAUCUGAGUUGAUCUUAGUUGAAGAUGAAGCGACGGAUACAGAAGAUAAUGAAGAGGAAGAUUUAGGAGUCAUGGAGGAUCAACGUAGUGUAAUUCUCCAUCUCAUCUCUCAGCUCAAACUUGGCAUGGACCUUACCAGGGUAGUGCUUCCAACAUUUAUUUUGGAGAAAAGAUCCCUGCUGGAGAUGUAUGCAAAUUUCAUGGCCCAUCCAGACCUGUUUUUGUCAAUUGCAGCUGGAGCCACUCCUGAGGAAAGAAUUAUCUGCUUUGUGGAGUAUUAUCUAACAGCUUUUCAUGAAGGCCGAAAAGGAGCGGUUGCCAAGAAGCCCUAUAACCCUAUAAUUGGUGAAACGUUUCAUUGCUCAUGGGAUGUGCCUAAAGAUAAAGUGAAACCAUUCAGAACUAACGGUGCCUCUGCGGUUUCUAAGGACCCAGCCAAGGAGUCUGGCCAGGACCAGUCCAUGUGCUACAAGCUGAGGUUUGUGGCUGAACAAGUGUCCCAUCAUCCGCCAGUAUCUUGCUUUUACUGUGAGUGCAAGGAGAAGAAAAUGUGUGUGAACGCUCACGUAUGGACCAAAAGCAAGUUUAUGGGCAUGUCAAUAGGUGUUUCUAUGGUAGGUGAAGGUGUUCUCUACUUGCUGGAGCAUGAAGAAGAAUACGUUUUCACACUGCCCAGUGCCUAUGCUCGGUCGAUACUUACCAUCCCGUGGGUGGAGCUCGGAGGCAAAGUCAACAUCAAUUGUGCCAGGACUGGCUACUCUGCUACAGUCACAUUCCACACCAAGCCCUUCUAUGGAGGGAAAGUCCACAGGGUUACAGCUGAAGUGAAACAUAAUCCCACUAAUACCAUUGUAUGCAAGGCACAGGGAGAAUGGAAUGGCACGCUGGAAUUCACUUACAGCAAUGGAGAAACCAAAGUGAUUGACACUAGCAAACUGCCUGUUACCAAGAAGAAGAUUAGACCAAUAGCGAAACAAGGCCCGUUGGAAUCAAGGCACCUCUGGCAGCACGUCACCAAUUCUCUGAAGGAAGGCAACAUCGAUGCAGCAACGGAACACAAACACCACCUUGAAGAGAGACAGCGAGCAGAGGAGAGGCAGCGUGCGGCUCUUACAACCCCAUGGAAGCCAAAAUAUUUUGCCAAAGAGGGAGAUGGUUGGCAAUACUUGAAUCCUCUGUGGAAGAGCCUUUGACAAGAUGCAGGAAUUGUCUUAUAACUUUACCCUAAAGGCAUUAUAAAGAUACAGUAUAUAACUUGUAAAAUGUUGCUGAGUAGGUCUCGUUAUCAGAAGAUACAAAUGAGAAGCUAUAUACUGUGAACAGUGCAUCUCAAAUAACCACAAGCUCAAGGUGAUUCAGGAGCCAUUUGGUGUGUAUGGAUACACAGACACACGCACGUGUACGAUAUACACAGACAUAGACACACAGUAUGCAUGUGUGUUUGUGUGUGUGUUACUUACACUACACAUAAACAAAGUAUAAACACUAAUGGUGAUUUAAAGACCUUAUCCUUUAAACGUUAGGGCACAGAACUCUGGCUGCCAUCAGCUGGGGUUCCCAAGUUGCGUGCUUGCAGGAUCAGGCCCUGUGCUAGUAUUUAAAAACCACUUUUUUAUUAGUACUGGUUAAGGUUUUCUAUUUUUCACUUUUGCCAAAAAUGUUUUGCACUUGAAAUGUGAUGUCACUUAAUGGCAGUCAUUCCGUUCCAACAGUCACGGGGUAACUCACUUUGACGUAUGAAUGAUGCAUUGACAGCGCUCUUUGGGAUGCUGAUUUAAGAGCAUGUUUCUGUCACUUGCAGUGUGAAUUUUCUGCUCUUACAAGAAGUAGCAAUACCUUCUCAAGAACGUUGUUCGCACUAACCCGGCGUGUCCUCACUGUUUCGUUUGUUCCUACUUCAGAAGUUUCACAGGUCUCUGGUUGCUCCUAGCCAGCUGCUUUUGGUCUUGCUGUGUGAUGUUCUUUGGCUGUUGUCAUGCCGAUGCGUUUGGUUACAUGUUUUGCUAAAUCCCUCCUGGCAGAUAGAGCUGAGGGCUUCAAACUUAUUUGCCUCAGCUUCCCUGCCCCCCCGCUUUCCCCAGUCUGUGUCUGAGGAGCCCCAGUUCACAGCCCUGCCUUUAAAAUCAAACUGCUGCUGAUGCACUUGUGCAGAAAGGCCAGGCUGUGAAUCUGGUGCGGCUGCUGCAGUGGGUCUGAGCCUCUGAGCUGCCCAUGCCCACUGCUGCUGUGGAGUCAGAGCCCCUCAGUCCUUUGUCAGGCAGAGCUGUACCUUCAUUUUUUCUUGCUUGUGGCCCAGGUGAUCGCUCUGAAUGGUUCCUCAUGGGAGGAGAUAAGAAGCCUUUUCAAAUGAAUGAUUUUCUGAUGUCCAAGUAACGAUUUAGUAAAUUACUACACUGAAACAAGAACUUUAUUAAUGAAAUGAAUGAAAUGGGAUGUAACUUGUUUUGUAAAAUAAAAGAGUAAACAAUCCUGCAGCUUGAUCUUGCUUUGUAAGAUAACCACUGUGACACAAAGAAUGUGGAUUCUAUAUAUUUCUUAAAACUUUCAUUGCUUUUUAGUUUGUGUUUGUUACAGUUGAAGAUGUGUUUUUGAGAGGAGUGACAGCAAACAGCUGUGAGAUGUGCUGACUUAAGCUCAGUGCUGCUCUAACAGCACUCUGCAAAGAAACCCCUCUGUUUCUCACCCCCUGGCAUGGGGCCCUAUCUUGCUGUAGUGCGGAUCAUGUUGUGCCUUUUGUCUGCUUUAUUAACAGGAUGACUUUUGCUUUGCACCUAUUACACUAAUACAUUUAGGUCAAAGUGUUGCUUAUAUCUGUUGUUGUGUGUUGUGCAUUUUAUAAUGCUUUAUUUUUUGCUGGAUAUUAAAAUCUCUUGAGUAACUCACAGCCAUACAGAUGUGUGUGUGCAAGGAGACAUUAGUUCAGUGGACAUAACUCUUGAUCUUUCCAUGCUGAACUUUAGAACUAUGUAGUGAAGCACGGCCUUUCCCUCAUGAAUAUUUGUCUGCUUAGAUAUACUUUCUUUUCUUUUUUUUUGCACGUUAGAAAGAUUCAUGUUAUGAGUGAUUUAAAUACUAUUUUUUAAGAAAAAUGUGGACCGAAUGAGCUUAGUUUUGUAACUGAUUGUUAUUUUUUUUUAAAGAAAUAUCUUAUUUUUAGCUAUAGUCAGUGUUUCUCUGUAACACCACCACAGUGAUGCAGUUGUGGUAAUCACUGAAUACUACCACCAGAAAUUGUCAGGAAGAUGCAUUCCUUACCACCUGCCGACAGUCUGCCUGUCAUGGUUCUACUCUUGUUUCAGGUUAGUCUGAUAGCCAACUAGAGCUAUCAGUGCAGUCUGUAGCAUCAUCACAAAGACCACUCUAAAUGCAGAAUUAAACAAAUGGAACAUUUUCCCCAGAACCUUUGACUGUCACAUGCUCACUGAAAACAGCCAUUGGAAACUUCUUUGUGAGGUGCCAGCUCCUGCUAGGAGAAGAGCAGAGCUUUCAUGGGUUUGAUGGCAUCACUGUCGCAGCUGCAGAGAUGCUGUAGUCAUUCUCCUAGGACAUUUGAGUAACUUCAUGCUUGUAAUUCAUUGAAGGUUUUUUCUGUCUGCAUGGUUGGUUGGUUGUGCAUACUGAGAACGUUCCACUUGUGCUCUGAUAAAUGUCUGUUUUGAUGCUGAGUCCUCAGAUACCAUCACUUUUCCCAAGUAACUUGGGAGAGACAAACAUUAAACAGUCUCUUAUUUAAAGAUCCCAUCAGCAAGAGAUUUCAGAACGACAUUCAGAAGUGUUAUUUUAUUUUUCUGAUGGUUGUAUGUUCAGUACGUUUUGCAGGACUGAAAACGAAGUAUUCCUAAGCCUUAUUCUGUAGGGUGUUCCAGUAGCUGUCCUGGACUUGCAAGUGAUUAUUUUCCAUUUUAAGUAGCCAAUGUAUACACUCGGAAUUGUAAUGUAAUACAUGUACUUCAGAUUUCUGUUGUGCACACCUGUGGAAGGCCUAUGCAACUUUUUUCUUGAAUUAGAAAUGAUCAGAAAGAAAAUUUUUACCUUCAUCAUUUUAAAAGAUGCUCUGGCAGUCUCUUCUUAUUUGCCUUCCUUUCAUGAUUUGUGAAGUUAAAAUUACGAUGCUUGUGAAUAAAAGAUGUUUCAUUUAGUAGUGGGACGCCCUCUCUCUUUCCACUGAAGAAUUAGUUAACGAGGAGCAUUUAUUCCCAGGUCCAGGGCUACCACAAUACUGAGGGCACAUGUGACCCAUUUCUGUGGUUCUGAUAGGAGUGAUUUGUCAGUGGAGCACUGCCUUUUGUUUAUGAACUUAAGUGUUCCCUCUCUUGCUACUGCCAGACACCAUACAGCUGGUGUUUAACUUGGGCAGUGCUACACAGAGAGCACAGGGCUGGGUAGCAGUGGUUUUGGAAUGGCUGGGAAGCCAUUGUUUUGGCAAAGAAAAAGGAAAAAGGUUAAGAUGUUCCCUCAGUUCUGAAAAUCAUUCCAUUUAAAUUUCAUCAUUAACAGAGAUUAUCUUAAAAUACAAUUUUGGAUUACUGCAGCACUGGACACUGGCGUGGUCUGCAUUUCUCACUUGUCGGAUAAUAUGUCUGGUUUGUUUUAAAUAUUCAUCCACAUUGCUGGGAAACACCAUGCCAGAGGACUUUGUUUUAAUGCAAAACAGAGACCAACCCUGGCUGUAAAUGAGACAGGAAAUACCAUUCAGUCAUGUUCCUCACCUCUCAUUGCAUUGCUUCAGGGCCAUGGCAUGUUUUAAGCAUCGUUACUGACAGCUUUAGUCACAGCCAAAUGGGAUUUCAUUUCAGUUUUCACUCAGUGGCAUUGAUAUGUACAGAGGGCUGAGUCAAAGCAUUUAACUGGUGCUUCCAAGAGUAAUCUAUCAAGAUAGGUACUUAAUAAACAGCUUCCCCCUCCUCUUGUGGAGUUGCUUCCACAAUUCAGAAUGUUUCUGCUGGGAUAAACAGCAGUGGUGUCCUCCUUUUCAUAGCAGUGCCCAACUGAUGCUAAACUUGAGCAGCAUCAGCUAUGAGUCCACAGGUGUAGUUCUUCAGCAACUGAAGGGCUAAGCCUGGCUCAAAAAUAUUUUUCCCUUUAGAUUUUUACUCCUUUGUAGCAACUGUGCUUCAAACUCUAUCACCCUUGACUCAGUAGAGCAACAAGAAGAUUGCUGUAAGUGAGGAUGCACCCCAGGAUGGAAGGUAGGUUUGAGAAUGAUGAGAACUGAGCGUGCUGCCCUUUGCUGGUACAAGGGGGGGUUCAGCUCUUGUAAGAGCACCUGCAAUGUGCUGGUUCCUGAGGGACUGAGGAAAGUCACACAGUGCCUGCUGUUAUGUUGGAAAGUCUUUUUUCCUCCUAAUGAUGUCAAAGCAAGUUUUUGUUGUAAUGCAGACUAGUAGUAAAAGCCUUGAAGUCAAAUUAGAUUUAAGAGUGCUCAGGUAAGUAGCAGUUAAACUUGGGCCCAGGCUCGUCGAGAUUCCCAGAGUUAACUGCUUAUCCUUUCAUGUUGCUUUAAAAAUACUAUAAAAUUAGCAGUUAUUUCUGCUCUACUGUAAGAAAAUGCUGACAGCUAAAAUAGAAAACAUUUUUUCACAGAACUGUAAAGAUAUUUGGAGAUGGGAGGGUCACCUCUUAAGCAAGGCUGUAUUACAGCUAAACAGGAGACUGACCAGCAGCACCUGUUCAGCUGACUUUUGCACAUUCUUUCAGAUGCCUGACUGCUUUUUUCUUAUCACUGCUGAGCAGUCAGGCUGUAGAUCUGCUUGGAAUACUACAAGUUAUGCAUCACCCUUCUGCUUGUAUGUAAGUGAUGGCAACGUGUCUCAGGCUUCUCCAGCUGCUGGCAGUAUUCAUUGCAGGGAGUGUUCCCUGAAACUAUCACAGCUGCAUUGGAUUUCCUCACAGUGGAGGUCCUGUGUUUAACUCAACAUCCUUCUAGCUUUAGUAAGUAGCUGCUGUGGAUUCACUGCAGCAACUUCCUGAGGUCAGUAACUUUGCAUU
This is a messenger RNA of Phasianus colchicus (ring-necked pheasant), 7128 nucleotides long. RefSeq names its product oxysterol binding protein like 10 (gene OSBPL10). Gene Ontology annotation, molecular function: cholesterol binding. The record is from RefSeq and is a predicted model, not a curated record. NCBI's taxonomy places the organism in Eukaryota, Metazoa, Chordata, Aves, Galliformes, Phasianidae. Gene Ontology annotation, cellular component: membrane; cytosol.